Molecule: messenger RNA, 825 nt
Organism: Phytophthora nicotianae INRA-310
Lineage: Eukaryota; Oomycota; Peronosporomycetes; Peronosporales; Peronosporaceae
Exons: 1
Coding region: 1-825 (274 amino acids)
Source: RefSeq, a predicted model, not a curated record
AUGGCUUUCAACAAGUUUGCGUUCGGGGCCAUCGCCAUGAUCAUCAUCGCCACGAUCUACAAUAUUGCCGCCUUCAUCCUUCCCAUGUGGAGCUCGAACAAGACGGUGAACUCGGCACUCGCCUCGGAGGUGUCGAACACCAACUUCAAGGCUGGUCUCUUGGGUUUCUGCGUCGACAGCGAGAUGACCAACGGCACGACGUUCGACCACUGCUUCUACUACAAGUUCGGGUCCUCGUACGACGACCUGUCGGUGCUGAAUGCCGACGUGUGGUCCAAGUACUCGUCCGAUGGUAUCUGUAAGGGAUACGGCAACGCGGGCGACGUGAGUGACGCGGAGCAGCUGGCAUACUCCUCUAUCUUGGCCACAGCCGCUGGCAUGGACGCGGAGCAGUUCGACAAGUUCCUGGACAAGUCGUGCGGUCUUGUGGGCACGGCCACGAUGACGUUCGGCGGUAUGAGUCUGUCGAACGGAGUGAUGGCGAUCAUCGCGAUGGUGGGUGCCAUCACGUGCUGCAAGGGUAACAAGAAGUGGAUCGGUGGAGGCUUCUUCCUGGCGGGCGUGGCAUGCUUCGCCGCCAUGUUGUCUUUUGUAAUGUGGGUGGUACAGUCGAAGCCUCUUGGCAAGGAGGACGACGCGUCAUUCAAGACGUCGUUCUUCCUGAUGAUCGUUGCGAUGCUGCACUACCCGGUGGCGAUGUUCAUGUUCUGGAAGUACUUGAAGCUGCAGCAGGAGGAGCAGAAGGAAUUGGACGAGGACCACACAACCUACAAGGCAGCUGAGACUCCCAAGCAUGACGAAGGCGCCCCUAUUAGCCUUGUUUAG